Molecule: messenger RNA, 1497 nt
Organism: Aspergillus thermomutatus
Lineage: Eukaryota; Fungi; Ascomycota; Eurotiomycetes; Eurotiales; Aspergillaceae
Exons: 2
Coding region: 1-1497 (498 amino acids)
Source: RefSeq, a predicted model, not a curated record
AUGAGCUUCCUUUGGAAAAGCGGCCACCGUCCACCGAAAAGGGAUCCCACAGACACGAUACUACCUGUGCCAUCAUGGGAUGACCAACGUCGCAUGCGCGACUGUUGCCUGCAUGUUACUUAUCGAUUCGACGAUGUGCUUGACCCAGAGGUACUGCGCCGGUCGCUGGAACGUCUCCUGCAGUUGGAUGGCUGGCGGACACUAGGAGCGCGACUUCGAAAGAAGGAUGACGGGAAAUUGGAAUACCAUAUUCCAGCGCAGUAUGAUGCGAAACGGCCUGGUUUUAACUACACCGUCGUCAAAUACCCCAUGGGCAUCAAUGAGCAUCCUUUAGCUGCCAGUUUCCCCCAGGCAACUGGGCAGCCAUCACUGCUCGGCGACCCAGCAGUUCUCUCCUCUGUAUGUCUGUCUGCUGAUUGCCCCAAGAGGAUAGAGGACUGGCUCUAUUCGGAUCGACCGCAACUCGUCAUUGAUGUGGUGUCGUUCGGCGACGCGACACUGCUGACUGUGACCUUCAUGCACACGCUCAUGGACGCCAUGGGCCUUGCGAGUUUUCUCAAGGCGUGGACUGCUGUCAUGAAUGGACAAGAGGAUCAGGUCCCAACCUUUCAGCAGGUCGGUGAGGACCCUGCAGCGCGGUUCACUGACAGAACCCCGGCCGACGCCUACGUUAACAGCGCCUUUCUGCUCACGGGCCUCCGAAUGUUGGUCUUCGUCGCCUGCUACGUCUUCGAGCUCAUCUGGCACCGCGGCCACAAUGAACGUGUAAUCUGCAUCCCAGGGCACUAUGUCGACCAGAUGCGCAACCAGGCAUUGCACGAGCUAGCCGAGCAAAACAAGGAGCAGCCUGCUCCCUUCCUGAGUGAGAGUGACGUGCUCCUAGCAUGGUGGCUCAAGGCGUUGAUUAGGGCGCUGAAUCCUUCCCCCGGCCGCAUGGUAUCAAUCUUGAACGUGUUCGACAUCCGCUCGACCGCCCUCCAGGAGUCACCCUCCACGAACACAGCCUUCAUCACGAACGCUGCCCUCGUAUCCAUCACCUUUCUCCGCAGCCACCAGAUUCUCCGUGAACCGGUCAGCUUCGUGGCUUCCCACAUCCGUCGCUCGCUGGUCCAGCAACGCACACUGCCACAGAUCGAAGCCUGCUUUGCUCUUCACAAGGCCGCCUCAGAGAAACAUGAUCAUCCGCCGAUAUUUGGCGAACCGACCUCCCUGCUCGUCUGCUGUAGUAACUGGCACAGAGGCAGGUUCUUUGAAGUGGACUUCUCGUCUGCAGUUCUUACUCCGGGCAUUGCGCUCAAGGACCGCGUGCAUCCGCUUGGCAGACCAUCCUGUGUAAUUCCUACCCAGCAUUUGGGCGGUCUUGCUUUGCGAAAUGUGGGGCCCAUCAUUGGUAAGGACGUAGCUGGGAACUGGUGGCUGUCGUGCACAUUGCGGACGAGUGCAUGGUCUGGUAUCGAGCAGGAAUUGAAUGCACUCGCCGGCAGAAAGAGUCAGUGA